Molecule: messenger RNA, 1610 nt
Organism: Solanum verrucosum
Lineage: Eukaryota; Viridiplantae; Streptophyta; Magnoliopsida; Solanales; Solanaceae
Product: probable indole-3-pyruvate monooxygenase YUCCA8
Biological process (GO): auxin biosynthetic process
Molecular function (GO): flavin adenine dinucleotide binding; N,N-dimethylaniline monooxygenase activity; NADP binding
Source: RefSeq, a predicted model, not a curated record
AUGGUUAGCUUCAAUGGUCAAGAUUUGUCUAGUAGAUGUGUAUGGGUAAAUGGUCCUGUUAUUGUAGGUGCAGGGCCAUCAGGACUUGCUGUUGGUGCUUGUUUAAAAGAACAAGGUAUCCCUUUUGUAAUCUUGGAAAAAUCAGAUUGUAUUGCAUCUCUAUGGCAAAAAAAAACUUACAAUAGAUUAAAGCUACACCUCCCUAAACAAUUUUGUCAAUUACCCAAAUUUCCAUUCCCACAACACUAUCCUGAGUACCCUACAAAGAAACAAUUCAUUGAUUAUCUUGAAUCAUAUGCUAGAAAAUUUGACAUCAAUCCAAUGUUUAAUGAGUGUGUUCAAUUUGCAAAAUAUGACCAAAUUUGUAAAUUGUGGAGGGUGAAAACUAUUUCACCAAAUGGCUUAGAAGUUGAGUAUAUUUGUCAAUGGCUUGUUGUGGCUACAGGGGAAAAUGCUGAAAAAGUUGUGCCUAAUAUUGAAGGAUUAGAAGAAUUUGGAGGUGAAGUUAUUCAUGCUUGUGAUUAUAAGUCUGGUGAGAAGUUUAGUGGGAAGAAAGUUCUUGUUGUUGGUUGUGGGAAUUCUGGCAUGGAAGUUUCUCUUGAUCUUUGCAAUCAUAAUGCUCAACCAUCAUUGGUUUGUCGUAGCUCGGUUCAUGUAUUGCCAAGAGAAAUUUUUGGGAAAUCAAUAUUUGAAUUGGCUAUGUUUAUGAUGAAAUGGUUACCAUUGUGGCUAGUUGACAAAAUUUUACUAAUUUUGACAUGGUUCAUUCUUGGUAACAUUGAGAAAUAUGGACUCAAAAGGCCAAAAAUUGGUCCUUUGGAACUCAAGAAUACACAAGGGAAAACUCCUGUUUUGGACAUUGGUGCAUUGGAAAAAAUUAGAUCAAGAAAAAUCAAUGUUGUCCCUGGAAUCAAGAGGUUUUCAUGUGGCACUGUUGAACUUGUCAAUGGUGAAAAACUCGAAAUUGAUUCUGUUGUUCUUGCUACUGGUUAUUGCAGCAAUGUCCCUUUUUGGCUAAAGGAAAGUGAAUUCUUUUCCAAAAAUGGAUUCCCAAAAGCACCAUUUCCAAAUAGUUGGAAAGGAAAAUCUGGGCUAUAUGCAGUUGGUUUCACAAGGAGAGGGCUAUCAGGUGCUUCUGCUGAUGCUAUCCAAAUUGCACAAGAUAUUACCAAAGCUUACAAUGAAGAUAUUAUGCAAAAGAAGCAAAAAAUCUCAACCUUGUGAUUUAAUUGAAUCAUAUAGAGAUUAAUUUUGUGAAAAAAUAGGUAGCAUAGAUAGAUUAGCCCUCUCCAAAAGCCCAAGUUUUGGUAUAGUUUGGGAGUUUUUGAAUUAUAUGUUGUCAGAUCCUCCAAAAGAAAAAAGGUUAGGUGGAAAGUACUUGCACAAGUUGUCAGGUCCUCCAAAAAAGAAAACAAGUUCUUUUUUGGGGACGCGGUGUUUGGGUUGAGUUUCCCGAGCAUGAUGAGGUGGUCUAGUUUUUUUAAUUUUCCCUUUUUACCCCUUUUUGAACUUUGACUUUAGUGUUCACUUGCGUUGAUAUUUUUGUACAUAUUUGUACAAUUACUACUGAUUAUUAAUCAAAGUGACAAAGAUAUUUCUUUAUUGUUCAA